AUGUCUACCAGACGCGUAAAUUACUAUGAAAGCAGCGCUUCUCCCCCUCGAAUCUCAUAUACUGAGCGCUUGGUAGAUCUCAUGCGAACAGAUAUCGAAAGUCGUGCCAGUUCUCUAGAUGCCAGGCUCAUUAGAGCAGACUAUUAUUAUGGACUCAUAGAAGCACGGCAGCAGGAGCGUGUUCGGGUUAUAAGGAUGGCAGACAACAUCAUCGAACAGGCCCGUCGCACUAUUGAAAGGGCUGAGCAGGCGAUUUCCAACGCAAGAGAGGGGCUUUUCGCGGACCUCGAAGCUAGCGAUGGAGAAACGGAAGCCGACACUGAGCUCGCACCGGCGGCUCCCUUGGUCGAUGUCGGAACCAGAAGACGCUGGGAAAGGCCGGAUGGGCCCGCAGAUGCGUAUCGGGCCGAUGUGGCAGAACCGGGGGGGACCCAUUCCAAUGAAAUCAACAGAAUCUCGAACGUGUUGGAGCUUCGUGAUGGCAACGCGGUACCCCCACACAUACACAACACGUAUCUUAUCUCAGCGACAGAGGCCGGAAGGGCGGCGGAGGAGACUGGAGACAGAACAUGUGGACCGACAAGAGAUGAGCGAGUUAUUCCAAAGGCCGAGGACUUGGAGGCGGUGGAGGCGACCGGGGAAAGCUCUGAAGUGAAGAGGACUUCCGGACGGACAGCGAGAGAGAGACCAGUGUCUGGCUAUCAUAAUCUAGGGGUCAACAAGAGUACUAAUAAGCGGGCUAAAAUCGACUGA
Molecule: messenger RNA, 753 nt
Organism: Puccinia graminis f. sp. tritici CRL 75-36-700-3
Lineage: Eukaryota; Fungi; Basidiomycota; Pucciniomycetes; Pucciniales; Pucciniaceae
Exons: 3
Coding region: 1-753 (250 amino acids)
Source: RefSeq, a predicted model, not a curated record